AACAAUAGGAUAACGUGACUUUCAGAAAAUAUGUUAAGUCGCCCCUUUAAGGUAUGUCACGUGAGUAGUCUUUAAUCGCACUGUUAAGUUUCUGUUUUUGUUCAUUCGAAUAGCGAAGUGCGUCAGUGUCGCUUUUGUAUUUUCGUAUUUUGUUAUUCGCAGAGAGCGGCCUAGUAAAAAAAUACACUUUGAAUCUCAUAUUUGUGACUUGUGAUCGUUAAAAUGGUUCAGCUUACUUUAAGCCCGUUUAUCAUCGCGAAAAAGACUAAAGACACCGAGGCACUGGUUUCUAAUCAGGAUCCUGAAGUUGCAGUACAUAAAAAUGACAGCUCAACUGGAAGAAGUCUGCUUACGCUGCUUGGACUGGCAUUCAUUUUAGCUGGGCUCAUAGUUGGUGGCGCUUGCAUCUACAGGUACUUCUUACCAAAGUCUGGAGCGUACUUGCCUCAGUCAUACCUGGUGCAUGAAGAAAUGGUGGUAACUGAAGAAAUUGAUGAUGUAUUUGAACUGGGAGUUUUCAUCAAUCAGCUGUGUGGACGCAGGAAAACCUACAAACUACAACGCAGAGACCAGAUAAUAGGGCUGCAGAAGCGCUCUGUUGAGAAGUGUGUUAAGAUCCGGCAUUUUGAAAAUGUGUAUGUCACUGAAACAAAGAUAUGCACACCAUGAAGGUGCCGUUCUACACAAGAUGUAAUACCCCAACUUUCACCUUUAACAUAAUAACCUGGUUUAAGAAAUGUUUCAGGAUGCUUUAGUCUUUCCUUGCUUAUGUGACGUAUUUAAGUGACAUCAUUUUGACUAAUUAAAGCCUUUUAACCAGCAUAAUGUUAGUGUUUGCAGAGGUUACUCUGAGUGAUUUUUGUGUACUGCAAAACAUGACAUCUCAUGUUUAAAUAUUUACUGUUUGUGUCAUACUUCAGGGACUAGCAAAUGAAGAGCUUGGAGGGUAACAUUGCAGAACCUUUUUUUUUUUCUUUGUAGAAGUUUUCUUAAGACCGUACAUAAAGUUUGGGUUUUGCAGGGCAUGGUAUGGAAUACUACUGAAAUCUAAGUUUUGCUGGUGACUGAAUUGCUUUAGUUUUGUUGGAAGUAAAAAGUGAGCUAAAUACAGCUUUGUGCAAAAUGAGAUUAGUGGUGAUGAGUGUCACUCAGAUUUUUAAGUUUGUAUUGGGGUUUUUACUGUGGUGAAAGCUAUAUAUUUUGUCAGCUGUGAUGCAGGGUGGUUAUGUAUGUGUUGUGACGGUUUCAGAGGUGCAAGAUUUGCUUUUCUAAAAAGUCGCAGUUUUACUAGGGAGAUGUGCAUCAGCAAAUUUUAUUUAUUUUUUUUUUGUUGAUUGGAUGCAUAAUUUCUGCCUAAGAUGCAUCUUUUAACCUAUCAAGUUAGUAAAGCUUGAGAUUCUUUUUUUCCCCUUUAGCAGUAAAAUGCUUGCUUUGGAAUGUGUGGUGUUAUCGGGUCCUGCAGGGACCUCACUGGACUGAAAAAGGAAAGCACCCUAAGUGUUUAUGCACAGUAUGCCUUUAGGGCUUGGUUCGCUCAUGCUUUAUAAGCUGGCACCUCUGUAUGAUAAAUAUAAAUUCAGUGUUUCCAUUUUUUGAGGGAAGAGAGGAUGCAAAUCAGGGAAGUGUUUAGAUGUCCUUCUAUUCACUUGCUGCAGUGUUCACUUGAGGGAUAUCCCUGCCAGAUGGCACCCUGUCUACCAGUAUACAAAAGGCUUACCACACUGUAGAGUAUGUGGUACGUCUGGUGUAGGCUGCAGUCAUACGUGGGCAUAAAAUGGAUAUAUGCAUGUACCAUCCUCAGAACUUUUCCGCCCCCAGUCAGAAAGCCAGCUACCAAACUUAGGUCUUUUAGUUUCCAGCAUUUUCAUCAUUUUUUCAGGUGCCCCAUAGGGGAUUUUUUUUCUUUGUUUCUUUUAGUCAUCCGGGAAGGACAAGUGCCAGUGUGGAAGGCAAAUUCCACACAAGGACAGCCAUACCCAGUGUGUUUUCUGCCUAGGCCCCAAUCACAGCCAUAGGUCAUGUAGUAUAUGCCAAUCGUUUGUUUCAAAGACCCUUAGAAGCAGGCUUAUUUCCUUAGCUUUGUAUUUGGAAAACCAGUAGUUAAUUAUUUUAACUAAAAGAAUAGAGGGUGUUCUGAGGUCUGAUACCGAGCCACUGAAGAACAAGGCCAAAAAAGCUGGGCCUGUGCCUUUGCUGCAUCUCUGCCAUCUGACGUCUUUCCAGAAGCACUUAUCCACCCGGUGACAUGUUGGAUCUCUAGCUUGGAGUCACAGGCUGAACACAUUUCUGAGGCCUGCUUGCCUUCAGCCGGGAACCUUUUGCUGGAGGUUGAGCAAACGUCUUGACUUGGAUGUUGAGGGGGAGCCAAGGCUUCAAUGUAUUGAAGAUGUUAGAGGGGUUGAUGGCAGUUGUGCACCUGAAGUCCCGGAGUCUAAGCUGUCCAAUACUAGGCCACCGUAUGGCCCUCCAGUGCUUCAAAAAAGGGUUUCCAGGAAGCAAGAGACUAAACAUUUACUACUAAAGAGACCCCUUGUGAAUGAUAGUCCUUUUCCAAGCCUUCAUGACCCUUAAAUAGGCUUAUACAGUGCUGCCGCCUCCUUCCCCAGGCCCUCAAUUCUCCCAGAAAAAGAUUAGGGGUUUUGAAUCAUCAGAGGUCUUCUGAAGAAGACUCCUUAGACUACUUAACUCUGAUACCCUCUCCUUUAGAAUAUCUGUUUCCUGAAGAGGAGGCUGUAGGUGCAGAGUUCCCUAUGGAAGAAAUUUCCUUGGAGAAAACCAUCUUGAAAAGGGGAACACUUCAAAUGGGUUACCAGCCAAAUAUGUACAAAAAAGGUACUACCAAUUGCUACAAAUGGACUUCCUUAGCUCAUCUACAGUUCCAUCUGUCCUACCAGCAUUUUUGGCUGCAUAUUAACACUGCUUUUCAAAAUCCAAACUAUCAGGCCCCAACCCCCAAGAAGCCUGAAGUCCCAGAGGACUGUAGUUUUCUUUUCCAGUGCCUUGCACCAGACCCAGAAGUUGUCUGAGUUGCUACUGAGAAGCCUUCCAGGGUGCUCACCACUACUUCCCUAUUGCCUUCUCACAAGGAAAGUAGAACCUUGUAAAGACUAGGUAAAAAGAUCUACACAUCAGCAACUUUAGCUUUCAGGGCUAUAAACUACCAGACUCAUGACUAAAUAUUCUCUAGAAUUAUCUGACUAUUGCUGCCAUCUCAGACCUCCCUUAGUCAGAGGGAAAAACCUUAGUUCUGUCUCAGUUGGGAGCCUCUUCUCAAGUGGCCAAACAUUCCAUGAAAUACAGCUUUGAUGCUGCUGAGGCCUCUAUUAGGGCAGCUACAACAGGGUCUGCUUAGAUUUUCCUGGCUCAGACUUUAUCCUCUUCAGGAUGAUUUAAAAUCCAAACUCCUAGAUUCCCUUCUAGAUAAUUCUCAUCUGUGUGGCCCUGCUGCUGCAUCAUUCAAGUCCCUGCAAGAAAAGUCCAAUGACCUUAAGUAGUUAAAACGCCUAGUUUCACCAGUGCCAAGGUUCCAUAGGAACUUUCCUUCAAAGCCUUUCUCUGUCCAUAGCCGUUCCCAGCACCAGAACAGUAAGUCGUCCAGGGGAGGAAGGAGACACCAGAGGGUCAGGGGUCCUCAGAACCCUCAACAGAAGCAGCCCUUUACUGACACUGCUUGGGAGUAUGUGACUAUCCUGCCUCUGUCUCCCUCCCACCGCUCAAAAUUCUCUCUGGCAUGGGAAGGCAUUACCUAGAACAGCUGGGUCCUUUCCAUCAUAAACAAAUAUUUUAUGGCCUGGCAAUCCACUCCCACCUUUUGGGUGUCCUUCAAACACCCUCCCCGAGACCAGGUACAUCUCUUCCCUGACCUCCUUUCAGAUUUGUGCUUACAGGGCUUCAUUCAAAAAGUCCCUGCCAGUUCCAAGGGAAAUGGAUUAUUUUCUAGGAUGUUCCUGGUGCCUAAAAAGGACGGCCACUGGAGGUCAGUUUGGGAAUUAUCCGCUUGUCCCACUUCAACACAUUCUUAAAGGUCCCUUCCUUCAGAAUGCUUGCUCUCCAGACCCUUUUCUCUCCUCCCCUUCCUCAGGGUUUCAUCUGCAUUUUUUUGUGGGUUCCUGACGUUUUCAAUUCUCUGCAUUGCCCUUUGGCCUCUACAGCUCCCAAGAGAGUUUUCACCAAAUGCUUAGCACCAACCAUUGCAGGCUACUAGGAAUCCAGA
This is a messenger RNA of Protopterus annectens (West African lungfish), 4213 nucleotides long. It is a transcript of the gene ITM2A, whose product is annotated as integral membrane protein 2A. The record is from RefSeq and is a predicted model, not a curated record. Gene Ontology annotation, cellular component: plasma membrane; Golgi apparatus; extracellular exosome. Gene Ontology annotation, molecular function: amyloid-beta binding. NCBI's taxonomy places the organism in Eukaryota, Metazoa, Chordata, Ceratodontiformes, Protopteridae. Gene Ontology annotation, biological process: negative regulation of amyloid precursor protein biosynthetic process.